UAAGCCCCGCCCUCUUCCGGGUUCGAGUAUCCGGCCCGCAUGGCUGCUGGGAGGCGCGUGGGGUCUGGCCCGCGGUCGCGUCCCGCCAUGGCGCGGUGGAAGAAGAAGGGGCUUCGGAAACGCCGAACUGGGGCUUCUCAGGCCCGCGACAGCGACUCGGAGGACGGCGAUUUCGAGAUCCAGGCGGAGGAUGACGCCCGGACGCGGAAGCUCGGCCCCGGCAGAGCCUUGCCCUCCUUUCCGACCUCAGAGUGCAUAUCAGACGUGGAGCCUGACACCCGUCAGAUGGUACGAGCCCAGAACCAGAAAAAGAAGAAGUCUGGAGGCUUCCAAUCCAUGGGCUUGAGCUACCCCGUAUUCAAAGGGAUCAUGAAAAAGGGCUACAAGGUGCCAACACCCAUCCAGAGGAAGACCAUCCCCGUGAUCUUGGACGGCAAGGACGUGGUGGCCAUGGCCCGGACAGGCAGUGGCAAGACGGCCUGCUUCCUCCUCCCGAUGUUUGAACGGCUCAAAGCACGCAGUGCACAGGCAGGGGCCCGGGCCCUCAUCCUCUCGCCCACCAGGGAGCUGGCCCUGCAGACCAUGAAGUUCACCAAAGAGCUGGGCAAGUUCACUGGCCUCAAGACUGCCUUGAUCCUGGGCGGGGACAAAAUGGAAGACCAGUUUGCAGCCCUGCAUGAGAACCCCGACAUAAUCAUUGGCACCCCUGGGCGGUUGGUACAUGUGGCUGUGGAGAUGAACUUGAAGCUCCAGAGUGUGGAGUAUGUGGUUUUCGAUGAGGCGGACAGGCUCUUUGAAAUGGGCUUCGCUGAGCAGCUUCAGGAGAUCAUAGGCCGCCUUCCCGGGGGCCAUCAGACGGUGCUGUUCUCAGCUACAUUGCCCAAAUUGCUGGUGGAAUUUGCCCGGGCAGGCCUCACAGAGCCCGUGCUCAUCCGUCUGGAUGUGGACACCAAGCUCAAUGAGCAGCUCAAGACCUCCUUCCUCCUGGUGCGUGAGGACACCAAAGCUGCUGUGCUCCUCUACCUGCUGCGUAAUGUCAUUCGACCCCAGGACCAGACUGUGGUCUUUGUAGCCACCAAGCACCACGCUGAGUAUCUCACAGAGUUGCUGACAGCCCAGGGGGUGAGCUGCACCCACAUCUACAGUGCCCUGGACCAGACAGCCCGUAAGAUCAACUUAGCGAAGUUCACACACAAGUGUUCCACCCUCAUCGUGACUGACCUGGCUGCCCGGGGCCUGGAUAUCCCAUUGCUGGACAAUGUCAUCAACUAUAGCUUUCCCGCCAAGGGCAAGCUCUUCCUGCACCGAGUGGGCCGUGUGGCCCGAGCAGGCCGAAGUGGCACAGCUUAUUCCUUAGUGGCCCCAGACGAGGUCCCUUACCUGCUUGACCUGCACCUGUUCUUGGGCCGCUCUGUCACCCUUGCCCAGCCUCGUGAGGAGCCCUCAGCAGAUGCAGUCGGCAGGGAUGGUGUGCUGGGUCGGGUGCCUCAGAGUGUGGUGGAUGACGAGGACAGCGGCCUGCAGACCACCCUGGAGACAUCACUAGAACUUCAGGGCCUGCACCGUGUGGCCGACAACGCCCAGCAGCAGUACGUGCGCUCCCGUCCAGCGCCCUCACCUGAGUCCAUCAAGAGAGCCAAGGAGCUGGACCUGGCAGGGUUGGGCUUGCACCCACUCUUCAGCUCACGAUUUGAGGAGGGAGAACUACAGCGCCUGCGCCUGGUGGACAGCAUCAAGAACUAUCGCACCCGCGCGACCAUCUUUGAGAUCAACGCCUCCAGCAGGGACCCAAGCAGCCAGAUGAUGCGCGCCAAGCGACAGAGGGACCGAAAAGCGGUCGCCAGCUUCCAGCAGGCACGUGGGGGGAGGCAGGAAGGGCCCACUGGCCCAGUCUCCCACAAAGAGCUGUCUCAGAAGGAGGGAGAAGAGGAGGAAGACAUGGCCGAGAGUGUGGAGGGUGUCUUCACAGAGGUUGUGGGCCAGAAGCGGCCAAGGCCAGGACCCAACCAAGGAGCCAAGAGACGGAGGGAGGAGGCCCGUCAGCGAGACCAGGAGUUUUAUGUCCCCUACCGGCCCAAGGAUUUCGACAGUGAGCAGGGGCUGAGAGUCGGUGGGACUGGAGGGGCCUUCGAGCAGCAGGUGUCUGGCGCAGUCCUUGACCUCAUGGGGGAUGAAGCGCAGAACAUGAGCCGGGGUCGGCAGCAGCUCAGGUGGGACCGGAAGAAGAAGCGGUUUGUGGGGCAGUCAGGACAAGAGGACAAGAAAAAGAUCAAGACAGAGAGUGGCCGCUAUAUCAACAGCUCCUACAAGCGCGACCUCUACCAGAAGUGGAAGCAAAAGCAGAAAAUUGAUGACCAGGACUCUGAGGAAGAAGGGCCAUCCAACCAGCGAGGCCCUGGGCCGCGGCGAGCUGGAAAGCGAGGGCGUAGUCAAGGUGGGUCCCAGCCGCGAGCGCCCAGUGCACCCACAGGCCGCAUGCGCUCAGAACUCAAAACCAAGGAACAGAUCUUGAAGCAUCGGCGACAAGCCCAGAAGCAGCGCUUCCUGCAGCGAGGCGGCCUGAAGCAGCUCUCAGCACGCAACCGCCGCCGAGCUCAGGAGCUGCGCCGGGGCGCCUUUGGCCGGGGUGCUCCCUCCAGGAAGGGCAAGAUGAGGAAGAGGAUGUAAGGAGCCAGAGUCAGCCCUGGGACUUGCUGGUAGCCCUGGAGUGGACAUCAGAGACAUGUCUCUGGGUCUGUUGGCAGAGCCUCCUAAGGAGCCAGUGUCUGUGAGGAGUAGUGCUGUAUGGCCACAGAAAGCAACAUCUGCUUCUGACUGGAACAUUGGGUGGGGUCUUGAAGGAUGCCUAGGAGUCUAAACUAUGCAAGGCUAGGCAGACUGAGUCCUGAGCCUACAACUCAGCUGCUGCCGCCUCUAUGUAUUCAGGGUUCACAGGUCAUAGCCGUGUGGCUGUGGGCCCUGGC
This is a messenger RNA of Acomys russatus (golden spiny mouse), 2963 nucleotides long. It is a transcript of the gene Ddx54, whose product is annotated as DEAD-box helicase 54. The transcript has 20 exons. NCBI's taxonomy places the organism in Eukaryota, Metazoa, Chordata, Mammalia, Rodentia, Muridae. The coding region runs from base 40 to 2667 and encodes 875 amino acids. Gene Ontology annotation, cellular component: nucleus. Gene Ontology annotation, molecular function: RNA binding; ATP binding; RNA helicase activity. The record is from RefSeq and is a predicted model, not a curated record.